CUAUUCUGAUCAGUCGAUAGAAGAGCCAUGAGUUACCAAAUCAGCGAGGCACAACUUGAAGAAUAUUACCAGGUAUCCGUGGAACUGGUCAGGAAGUGCGGUACUCUCUUCUUGGAGGGUUUCCAGAAACCCAAAACCGAUUACGAAGUCAAGUCAGCAUUCUAUGACUUGGUCACCGUGUACGACAAGCAGAUAGAAGCGACUCUAACAGAUGGCUUGCUAAAGGCCUUUCCGGAAUCCAAAAUAAUAGGCGAGGAAGCUAUGGCCAACGCCAAGACACCGCCCGAGUUGACGGAUGCCCCCACUUGGAUCAUAGAUCCCAUUGAUGGCACCAACAACUACGUGCGGAAGAUACCCCAUUGCUGUAUUUCCGUGGGCUUGGCCAUAAACAAAGAGCUGGUGCUGGGGAUUGUUUACAAUCCAUCGGCAAAUGAGUUGUAUUCAGCUUGGCAAGGUCAUGGAGCUUUUUUAAAUGGACAACCCAUUGAGGUUUCUAACGCUAAAAAGAUAAACCAAGCACUGGUGUGCUACGAGGUCUCCCUAAUCGUGGUGUCCAAGGGGCGGGACAAGAACGUGAAGCGUCUCUACAAGCUGGCCUCGAGUGCGACUGGCACCCGCAGCUUUGGAUGCGCAGCUCUCACGCUCUGCUACAUAGCCGCCGGCAGAUGUGACGCCUAUCAUGUGGAGAAUCUAAAGCCCUGGGAUCUGGCUGGCGGUGCGGUAAUCCUCAGGGAAGCCGGUGGCAGGGUAUAUCACACAAGCGGAGCCAGAUUCGAUGUGAUGAAACCCGACUGUGUGUGCACCAGCUCUGAAGAAUUGGCCAAUAAUGUAAUCCAAUUGAUAGAAGCAGCCGACGAAAUUAGCGGCUAUACUUUUAAAUAAAUUAUAAAGCUCAAGAUAUGAAGGCUAAAAAA
Messenger RNA from Drosophila sechellia, 914 nucleotides. RefSeq names its product inositol monophosphatase 2. Gene Ontology annotation, biological process: signal transduction; inositol metabolic process; phosphatidylinositol phosphate biosynthetic process. The transcript has 3 exons. Bases 28 to 882 code for a protein of 284 amino acids. NCBI's taxonomy places the organism in Eukaryota, Metazoa, Arthropoda, Insecta, Diptera, Drosophilidae. Gene Ontology annotation, molecular function: inositol monophosphate 1-phosphatase activity. The record is from RefSeq and is a predicted model, not a curated record.